AUCUCCAUCUUCGUUGCACAAUCCUGUAUCACACAACAAUUGUCGUUAAAAAUUACAAAACAGGAUGCAUCCCGAAUAAGACACCCAACAGAAAUAAGAUUGCACUGUAAAUGAGGAACGAGCAAAACGUCCCGAAGGACCACCUCGGCCGAGAGUCGCACGUGGCCGCAUCGAGUGGCAGUAGUGCGCGUACCAUUGGGUAGCGUGAUGACGCAAGGGCUCAUAGAAACCACAUUAGACAAAUAUGAGAUAUUACCGGUCAUGAGAUGAGAAGCGCCGCUAUCAAUAAGCCACUCACGAGAAGAAGAAUCCCCGCUAGGGCCAGAAACCUUUUCAGAUGGAGAAGAAUCAAGCAUGGAAAGCAGGCGCGUCAUUUGAUCGGGUGUGAGGCCGAGGGUGUUGGAAUUCGUCGCCAAGUGUGCUCCCCCUGUCGCCGUGCCAGACCCAUGGCCACGAGCUCCACUGCCGCUGGUAGUGCCACGGCCGCCACUCCGUCCUCCUCGGCUGGGUGUGCUGCCACGACCCCGGCCCUUCCCCGGAGGGUACCCAUGUAUUUAAUAACAUCUAUCCACCGAAUGCCCAUCCUUCCCGCAAUGAGUACACGAAUAAUGAGGCGGAUCACCACGACCCGCGGGAAGUGUGGGGCGCUGCAUGGCAAAGGCCACCGCGUCCGUGCGGUCAUCCCGACCGCGGACGAUACUCUUGUGCUGUUCUUCUUGGACAAUCAAUGCAUACGCCCGGUGUUUAUCCGGAACAGGUUCGGUAGCUAUGAUCUGAGAACGGAUGUGACCAAACUGUUCAUCAUCUAGACCAAGUAAAAAAUGAUGAGUUUUCUCCUGCUCUUCCUGAGCACGGAUCAAGGCCGCGGCUUCACAGCGACAGCCGCAGGUGGGAUCAACAGAACCAUAUAAUUUGUUCCACAAAGUCACAAACUGGUUAUAAUAACCAACCACAGUUUGACCUUUUUGACGCAGAGAUUGGAACUCGGAUUUUAAUUGAUGCACACGAGGACCAUUGGAUCCCCCAUAUCGAGUCUUCAAAUCCAACCACAAUUCAUGAGCAACCUUAUGAGAAAUAAUUGACGGUUGAAUAU
Cuscuta campestris is the source of this 1093-nucleotide messenger RNA. The record is from the annotation of a GenBank genome assembly. NCBI's taxonomy places the organism in Eukaryota, Viridiplantae, Streptophyta, Magnoliopsida, Solanales, Convolvulaceae.